This is a messenger RNA of Plasmodium cynomolgi strain B, 4485 nucleotides long. Its product is annotated as serine/threonine protein kinase. The transcript has 2 exons. Gene Ontology annotation, molecular function: ATP binding; protein kinase activity. The record is from RefSeq and is a predicted model, not a curated record. Bases 1 to 4485 code for a protein of 1494 amino acids. Lineage: Eukaryota; Apicomplexa; Aconoidasida; Haemosporida; Plasmodiidae. Gene Ontology annotation, biological process: protein phosphorylation.
AUGGAAGAGAAAAAAACUGCGAGGGAAGAAAAGGAUCUCAUUUCUGCCGAAAAUAUCUUCCACGACAUUUGCACCUUAACCCUGAACAAGAACAUCGAAAUAGACAUCAUCCAAGAGGGAUUGCUGAAAAAGGUCAUGGGCGAUGAAGAAUCCAAUAGCAUUCAGUUCUUGGAGGAAAGCACUAACACGCAGAAUGAUUUGACAAAACUAAAUGCACAUUUGGAGGUAGACAAAAUAAAUUGGACGCCAAACAAACACGAACUGAGAUACGCGGAUAUUCACAUCACAGUCGAUUUUAACAAGAAGCAAUUAAGUUAUAGCAUAGAUAACUCAAAGAUCCAUAAAUGCUAUCACUACAGAAUUACGCUUCUGCUGGACCAUAUUACACGAGAAGGACUCCCCUUUAAGGAUAGCAUUUUGUAUUUAUACAAUGGGAUCAAUGAUAAGAGUUCCAUGACGUGUCGAUGCUGGCAAGAUGGGAAGAAUGUCGAUAAAUCUUUAAGGGAGGAGGAAUCCAAAGAUCUAAAUAUUAUCAGUAGUGGAGAGAUUGGAGAGAGUAAGAAGUUUUCCACGGAGGAGAAGUUCGAAGAGCAUAUGAAUUGGUACGAACAGAAGGAUAACUUGUUUUUGCCCAAAAAUGAAGACAUAGAACAGUUAAGGAGAGCUCCCAUUUCGUACGCCUUCGACCAGAACAUCAUUUUUUCAAACAAGGAAAAUGACGAUUCGGAUGAUAAACAGUCGCAUAAGUCGUCCCAAGUGAAGCAUCCAAAGAAGGAGGUUUCUAAGAAGGCCGCAGGAAACGUCGAGGAUGGUUCGUCUUCCGAUGUGGAAAUGGAUGCGGAGAGCGCCAGGGAGGUAGGGAAGGAAAAGAAGAAGGGAGACGCUAUCCUAAACGAGGAAGUGAAAAAAAGUUGCCCUGAUGAUAAGGAGGAAGAGCUAGAAGACUUCUCCUCCAAUGAAGGGUACCAACCCGUAGGCGAAGCAGCAGACGUGGACGCAGAAGACGCGAUUAAGACGGGGAAGGAAGAGAGCAGUCACAAGGAUGAAGGCACGGGAUUUUCAAUCAAAGAUUUGGAAGAAAUUAGCCAUUUUCUUCGAAAUGAUUAUAUGAACAAAAAAGGGAAAGGCGGUAAUUCUCUUAUGAUGGGAAGUAGGAGAGGAAAAUACGUAAGAGAAAACGAAAAAAAAAAAAAAUUCAUGAAAAUUAUGAAUGAAAAUAUCCCCCUAACCAUUAUUUUGUCAGAUAAGGGUAACGAAAUAUGCAAAGAAUUAAUUAAUAAAUAUUCGAGGUAUUAUCGAGAUUUUGUAGAAGAACGUGUUUUAGGGUGUGGUGGAUUCGGAUACGUAAUGAAGGUAAAAAACAAGCGAUUUAAUAUUACCUAUGCUUUGAAGAAAAUAACUUUGUGCAGCAGCAAAAAAGGGGCGUGCUCUUACCAACACUCCAGUAGUGACCUAAUGAAUGAAAACAACCGGUACAUAAUGGAGGAAGCGAUAAUGAUUGCGAAGUUGCAACAUGAAAAUAUUGUAAGGUACUACGAUGCCUGGGUGGAAAAUAACAUCGACUACUACCUGCACGAUGAAGUGGAAAAUAAUUACGAACAUGUCAGUAAAAAGAAAAAAAAUUAUACACACUAUAUGGAAGAAAUAGUAAACAUGCGGCACUACUAUAAGGAGAAAAAGGGGAUAGACAUUAAUGAGAAAUAUCUGUACAUACUGAUGGAGUAUUGUCCAGGGAAAACGCUGAGGGAGGCCAUAGACUGUGGGUUUAUAUAUAAAAAUGAGAAACUCCUAUGGGAGUUGAUAAAGCAAAUUUUAAAAGGGUUACACUACAUACAUGAUAUGAAAAUUAUGCACAGAGAUAUUAAGCCGUCCAACAUUUUCCUUCAAAUUAGUGACAAUAUCUUGACAGCCAAAAUAGGAGACUUCGGAUUAACCACCCGAAUUGACAACAAUAGUAAUAAUAUUAACCCUUCCGCAGGAACAGUAAAUUACAUAUCACCUGAACAGUUAAAUGGCGAACAUUUUGAUCAAAAAGCGGAUAUUUUUUCCCUAGGUGUGGUGUUUUUCGAAAUGUUUCACGAGCCUUUUUCUACUCUCAUGGAGAGGUCCAUAGUGUUAUCUAAUUUAUUAAAAGGAAUAUACCCGGAUUAUAUAAAAUCAGAUCAGAAAAUUUUCCACUUUUUAUCCAAAUUGUUAGCCAUAAACCCUCAGGAAAGAUCUUGUGCGUAUUCCCUGCUUCAUGAAAAUUUUUUAUUCUCCUUCGAAAAGGACUUCACCGAAAUUUAUAAUUUAGUGGAGAACAAAAGGAACUGUGAGGAAGUACACACCAUAAUUAGUACCCUCUUUGACAGGGUUGACAAUAGCAAGGAAGAAAGUCUCAUCAAAAAGGAAGACAUGGGAUCCUUUCAAGGCGCAAAAAUGUUUACGGACGAAUCGGAUAUGAAGAAAUGUAUUAAGAAAAAGAUUAUAACUUCUUUGAGAAAAAGGGGAGCCAUUUUUUUAAUCACUCCAAUGAUUUUGCGAAAUAAAUAUUAUACCAAUUUGGAACACUGUCAUGUGGAUGAGAGUAGCAGUUCACACAAUAUCAGCAAGAAAAAGGACCUCAAAAUGUCUAACAUUUUUAUUAACACCAAUAGGAAUAACUACCUCGACAAUUUAGUGUACCUACUAGACAUUUAUGGCAACAGCAUCACAUUGAGGCCCUCCUUUUUUUUCGCCUUCUCUGAGUACAUCUAUGAAAAUAUCGAAUGCUACAAUAGGUAUAAUGAAUCCAAUUUUUUCCUCAAGUUUUACACUAGUGGGUGUACCUAUAAAUAUCCCACCGUUCGAAGCAAGCCACCGAAAAAGGAUCCCCCUGCUGCAGUUUACCCUGAAGAAGCUGAAAAAAUAUUCUAUUGCAUUUUAAUUAGUUCGAAGAAUGUGUACGGACAGGAAGAAUUAAAUUAUCUCUCCAUCUUCUCCAACGCGGACAUUCUGGUAUCUGUCAGCACCUUGUACAACCACAUUUCGUACCUUAACAAGUUGAUAUUUUUAUGGUCCUACAUUGACCUGCUCCCUCUGAUACUGCAUGAAUGUUUAGACAUUCCUCCAGAUCUGAGUGAAGAAAUGAGUAUUCAUUUAAAGAAAAAUUCGCCCCUCCUAGGAAAUAAAGUGAACAUUACAUCCCUGCUACAAAAGUUCAAAAUUAGCAGCAAUAAUCUCUCAAAGGUGUGCGACUUUGUUUAUUCCCUAUUUCAGUUCAAAUGCGAAAAUGGAAAAGUGGACGAAUAUUUAAACUCUUUGAGCAAGUUCAUAUCUGAUGAUUUGAGCAAAAAGGGUGUCCUUCUUCCUCAUUAUAAAAACUCUUCCGCCGUGCAUGGGGAUAAGACGAACACAAGUUAUGGCACUAGUGAUAUCGCCACAGGGGGGGCCAUCGUCAGUGCGAAUACUAGUGGUAAUGUCGCUUCUCCCAGUAUUGCUAGUGGGAGCCCCAGUUCCGGUGCCAACGACUCGUCCCUUAAAAGAGCCCACAUCGUACCGAACGAAAAAACGAAUCCAAGCGCGAUCAGCAAGGUGAAAACCCUUUUGCUCAUAGACAAGGUGAAAAAGAUCAAUAGUUUUAUCGGGACAAGCACCGUCAUGGAAAAUACCUGCUUUGAUUUAUUCCUGAAUUACGAAGAAAGCGUGUUUUCAAAUGAAAUUAUAUUUUAUGUAAUCGCCGAGGGGAAGAACAGGGAUAUCAUAGCGUGCGGAGGGAAAUUCGAUCGGGUCAUUCAGCAUAUGAAGAGCUGGGGCACUGGGGCUGGUACAGUCUUGCCUGGCGGUAUGGGUACCAGCGUGGGCAUAAUCAAUGACACGGGUAGCCGCGUUGGCAACGACUUGGGAAUUUGUCACGACAGCGAUACCUGCUACGGAGUCGACUACGACACGGGCGGUGGUGGCACCGAUUCGAAGCUGCUAAACAUGAAAGCCUAUGGAGUCGAAAUUUAUGUAGAGAAAAUAUUCUUAAAAGUGACAGAGUCUAAUGAGAAACCGGCACUAAAUGUUCAGUCCUCUGCAACAUCGGAGAGGACGCAGAUUUUUAAAAAUAUUUUACCAUCCCCCAAUCAUCAAAAUGUUUUCUCCUGUUCAACAAAUUUAAUCCAAUCUGCAGUUAACAAUGGCCCAUUUAGUUACUCCUCCCCCAAGGUGGUUAUUCAGGUGCAUAAAAUGUCUAACCUGCUGAUAGCCUAUGAUUUGUCCAAACAAUUGUUACACAAGAACAUCCCUUCGUAUAUUUACUUUUCCAUCAAUAAUGCAAACACGAAAAAAAAGAUAAAAAAUUUUAAGCCGCACAAGAUAAGGUUUAUCAUUUCGAUCAAAUCAAGUGGCAGCGACGUCUCUUUCGAUGCCCACAACCCAAUAAAGUUAAAUGACGUUAAUUAUAAAAUUUUUAAUUCGAAAAAUGAGGACUACAGUUUUAUGCAGCAGGAGGAGUUAAUAAAUUACUUAAUUAAGAACGUCUAG